Ylistrum balloti is the source of this 7668-nucleotide messenger RNA. RefSeq names its product protein ELYS-like. Lineage: Eukaryota; Metazoa; Mollusca; Bivalvia; Pectinida; Pectinidae. Bases 21 to 6674 code for a protein of 2217 amino acids. The transcript is spliced from 38 exons. The record is from RefSeq and is a predicted model, not a curated record.
CCACUGCCAAUCCUAUAAAGAUGAGACCGGGGACCAAGCCUCAUACGGUGUCAUCAUUACUGCCUUACCAGCAUGGCACCAUCACCAACAUUAAUGCUGGAUCUGUGAUCAGAGGGGCUCCAGUGUGUGCUGGGGUUUCAAAAGAUGGUGGGCUAUCUUGGAUCACACAUGGCCCUGUAGUGGAGGUAGUGAACACAAAGACCAGAAACUGUCUGGCAUCAUGGACAUUUGGUGCAGUGCUGAAGGACUCGCAUACAAGUAUUGCCAGUGUGGCCGAGUACAAAUGUAACCAAGAUUUGAAGCUAUUAUUGGGAGUCAACAACUCGUCAGACAACGGCAUGCUCUGUGUGUUUGAUGUCAGUCUGUCCAAAGUUGUCAAAGCCAUAGAAAUUCCUCAUAAGGUUACCUUUGUGGAGCCUGUGACUUCAGUCGGUGGUGAUUAUGUCCCAAUUUGGGCCCUCAACGAACAACUUCGACAGUUUUAUGGUAUUGUGGCAGUGGGCACUGAAGGAGGCUUUGUCUACUUAAUUGAUAUGUGUGUUGAUGAAGAGGCUGACUACUCUGAUGAAAUAAUGCCUAAUCGACUCUUGUUUGUAACACCACGAUCACGAGAUGUCCAGCAGCGCAGGGUACAAGCUGUUUCUAAGGGCCAGCAACUCUGCAUGGUUCUCGAUGAAGAGGCCCAGUGUCAGGGUGAAUACCAGUACAGGCGAUGUGACGGCACUGUUCUAAAGCUCUUCAACACAGAGGAUGUCAAAGUUACCUGUUUGAAAUACAUUCCUCAGACUGGCAACCUGGUGGUUGGCUUCAACUUUGGCUGCUUCCAGUUGUGGAAACUACAUAUACCUGUACUGGAGUACAGCAGUCGAUUGGAGGUUGAUUCUGUUCCAGUAACUCAUAUCGCCUACCAGGAGCCAGAGAAUGACCCCAAAAAUUUCUGCUACCUAUGGAUGGCCCGGGACCCAUCAGAACAACAAGAUGAAGGUGUGUCAACAACCUCUUUAUACCAGCUGGCAUACAAUAAAAAGACCUGGUACAGUAACUAUGGAGCAUUCUACGAGGAAUUGACAUCCGUGAGCUUACGUUUUGAGCUGGAAUUGACAUCAACUCCACUGACUCUAAGCAACAAAUCCACAGUAUCCAGUAGAAUAGUUGCUUGUUACACACUUGAGGAUCCUAACUACAGCACACCAGCUCGCCUGGGCGAAGACGAGUCUUUUGAGGAAAGUGUUCAUGGUCCAGAUCUAAGUCUCUGUGUAACAGUGUGGGAAAGUAGUGAUGGUCAGUCGAUCCGUGACACCUGUCAUCUUGCCGUGUUUGACAUGAACAGAUGGUACCAUGCACAGAUGCCAGCAACUGUCAGAAACAUUGCCAGUGUCAUGGAUACUUGUCCCUACCUUGCCUGUCUGAGUCUGGAGGAUGCUGCAGACGUCGCCGCUCCAGACAACAUCAUAGCGGUACACAUUGGUACAGAAAGACUGAGAAAAUUCACCAACAACUCUCCCAUGCCUCCCGAGCAACACUUCUAUCCAUCUUCUCUGGCAUUUGAGGCCUUAAUGGUAACAGAGUCAGGAUUUGUGAAGGCAAGCUACCUUGGCACACAGCGACAGGUUCUUGCCAGUAUGAACAAGAUGGGCCCCUCCAUUCUGUUGAAUCCUAAGGAACUGUACGGCCUGAGUGUCUAUAUGGGACUGCUUCCUCGUCCCUUAGACUCGGCCUUACAUCCCCCAGCAGCGAUUGAGAUGAGAGAGAUGCUGUUGUCCCUGGCUCUCGACUACAACAUGAUCAGCUUCCUCAUCAAAUGUGUUCAACAGUGGGCAGCAGGGGAGUAUGUACAUGUAGGCUGUACCCUAAAGUUCCUUCUAGACUGGGCAUGGGACAAAGUUGGCACCAUCAAAAACAUCAUAGACACCACAUGUACUCCAUUGUAUGACUGGUCAGGAAUCACUUUAGAUCAGAGAUCUGUACAGACGCUGUACCAGUGCCAGCAGAAAUUGGAGUAUUUGACAACACUCUUCAAAGUCUUGCUGAACCAAGCAGCUCCCACCACAGAGCAGGGGUUGGUUGACUUACAGAACAAACUUUGUGCCCUGACUUACGUUACACAACAUCUACAGAUGGUGCUAUGGUUCGUCCGAGUUGGAUUGCUUCCAGAACGUGAUGAUUGCGAUGACAGAACAGACCAGCAGUACAGUUACCCAGCCUCAAACCUAGUACAUGCCUAUAGGACCAAAAGACAGGAUUUACACAAACUGCACAGUGAUCUCGCGGAUCCCGACCUUCUGAUGAUUGAUGGCCUUCUGUCACACAUGGGGCCAGCUGUCAGGAAUCUUUGGAGCCGAGAAGGAGGAGAUGGUCUCUAUCCCCCACCUAGUCUACAUGCCCUGCUGAGUAUCUACCUUCUAGAUGAUGUUGAUCUUGUUGCCAAACACAGUGUGGUCCUUUACCUCCUCCUCGACCUUGUCUCUCUCGUCAAUGCGGAGCGACAUCAACAGUUUGUUGACAAGAUAAGCAAGUUUUCAAAAACAUUUGCUAUUCCUCGGAGUGUGGUGAAGCAAGUUCAAGGCUGCUGGCUACUAGACCAUAGUGAUUUUGAGGAAGCAUUGUCUGUGAUAUUGGAUCCCAUGGUCCUGGAGGAGAUGGGAAGAUGGCAGCAUGGUAGGAUUAUCCGAGCCUUACUCUACCAAGGUGCUAGCAAGAUGGCCCUUCGUUAUCUGAGUACUGCCCAGCCAUCUCUGACUUCACCGGAGGAUGUCAAAUUGAAGCUGACCGUCUUACUAGCCAGCGGACUGACUGCCGAGGCUUUAGAGUAUCAGAGGACUUACAGAGACCAGGUCAACAUGCAUGACUUGCUCUUCCAUCUGUUUCUGGGCUGUCAACAGAUGAAAACCAUGGACCAGCUUCUCCAGUUACCUCUGACAGAGGCAGAAGAGCACCACCUGGUCAGGUAUUUGACAGAGAGUUCAGAACCUCACUCCCAGGAAGUCCUAGUGCUGCACUAUCUCCAGCGAGCCCGAUAUGUUGAAGCUAUCCAACUCAACGAGAAGCUUAAGCAGACAGUAUUUGCCGAGACUAGCUCAAAGGCACGUGAGAGAGUAGCGGCAAGGAACGCGAUUGUGGAUGGUUUCAUGUCUGUGUUGUCAGGUGCCCAAAAGAAACUCAUUUUUGAGAAUCACAACAUUCCAAAGAAGAAUAUGGUGCAAAAGAGAGAAGUGAAGAAGCCGAAGCCUUUAUCGACGACUGUAACCCAUAGUAGUCACACUCGUGUGGUGUCACAAGCUUCUUUGUUCCUCGAGGUCGCUGAGAAGGUGCAGGAGGUAAAACAGGAGGACACCCCAGAGAAGUUAAGUGAAGAUCCUGUUGGACCAUUUGUGUGUACCCCCAUCACACCAAAGCCUCAGUCUCGACUCAGCUUAUCUCAGCCUGUAACCUAUCCAAAGAUCUGUAAAGACUCUGAGAGUGGACUGAAGGCCACACCCUGGCGACCUGCUGCUUUGUCAUCUCUGACACCUUUCUCAAAUUCCAAGAGUCCAUCCACACAUUUGUCUAAAAGGAGAUCUAAGAUAUUUGGAGCAGAAGUGUUGAACAUGCUGGAAACUCCAAAGGUACAAAGGCGGACCCCAGUAAAGAAGCAGCCGUCACUGUCUGCCCGCGCUACACCUCAGUCCAUUCUCAAAGUGAAAAGGUUUCUGGUGAGGUCUCCCUCCAGUCAGCUGUCACCAUCACAGACAAGUAUAGAAGAUACAAACCAGUCAUCAGUCUCCAAGCCAUUUGCUAAGAAGUUAGGAUUCCAUGAGUCAUCAUUACCAGCCUCCCCCAGAACUGUGUCCUUUGUUGACACACCUAAAGACGUACCUUCAGCUCCCAUGCCGAAACAUCUCCACUUCUCAGGGGUCAAGGGGCAAAGGCCUCCAAAAGGUCAAAGAUCACCUGUAACUCCUCCUAGCCCAAGAUCUCUUAAAGACCGCAGUCCAACACCAGAAAGCAUUUCACGUUCCCCCAAGAACUUCGCUAAGAUGGAUGAUCUACGACGCCCUCCUCUCCACGACGAGAGGAAACUGUCUCACCCUGUGAUCACUAUGGACUUGGAUGAUGAUGACAUCACAUUCAAAUUUGAUACAGGUGAUACCAAUAUGACACCAGAGGUAGAUGAGAGUACAGAGACAUUCAACACUCCAUCUUCUCCGCCAGGGAAUGUUACAGCCCCCUCUUCUGAGGCAGCCAUGCAGUCGUCUCCUCUGGGGGGUAUUAUAGAAGGUGUAGACAAGCUGCCUGCAUCACCUGAAUUACCAGCACCCUUUACUUCACUGAGAGAGAGUCACGACAGCCCCCUCAGGCUGCGACAGAGUCCCCUGGUGAAAAGUUUGCCGCGCUCACCAACUGUGAAACUUUCAAAGUCACCCAUUAGGGGUAGAUACACUCCUAAAUACCAGCAGUAUGAAGAGGGGCCCAGCAGGCUGGAGGAGGAAUCUGUUAAGGAGCCGAGUGUUACAUUAGGUGAUAAGGAAGAACCUAUAGAAAUUGAUCUGACAGAGGAUGAGGACAUGGUCUCAGACGAUGUUAAAAAUGUAUCUAUGGAUGACCGUGUGCAAAGUGCCAGUCAGAUUAUAAGUGGGAGUGUGUCACCGUCUUUAAAAACUAAUCGAUUAGAAGCAGGUAAUUUAGAGUCUGUACCGCCUCCUUCUGAGCGAGUGUUCUCCGAGCAGUCUGGUCGGCAGUCCUUGUUCAUGGAGGCAGACAGCAGCAGCAUGGAAGUGUCAGAUUCAGUUGCUCAAGUCGGACAGAUUCGGCAUGUGUCUUUCAGCACCGAGCUUGUCCCAGCUGAGGAAAUUGAAGGCUCUGUGGAGUUGCAAUGUGCAUCAUCAAGUAUAGACAGAAAUGAGAAUGCAAAUUCACAAACAGAUGAAGUACCAGAGGUAAACUCAUCCGUACUGGUGCAGGGGGAAGAUAAACCCCUGGAAAUUACUAUACCUGAGGUUGAUUCUGUAGGUCCCCCAUCUCCGCGCAAGUCUCCACGCCUGUCUAGGGCUAGUGAGGAGGCAGAUACUGGUAUACAGUCAACUACUAAAACUGGCACACCACCUACCACCCCAAAACAAAGUUCAAAAAGUUCAUCCGCCUCGCCUAAACGUUCACCAAAACCUCGCAAGGAAGCGGUAAAAGAUAUGCGAGAACAGCUUGUGAUUGAAGUGAGCCAAGCAGAGACCAACAGUAGUCCCCCUUCUCCAAGACGUUCGCCUCGGUUUACACUGCAGGAGGAUGACAGUGAGAGCCCAGUUCCUGCUUUGUCACCACGGAUACCGCCAACCCCUCCAGAGUCCGGCCAGGACUCUCCAACGAAAUCACAGGACAUGGCGAGAAAGGCAAAGUCCAUUAGUCCUACCCGCAUAUCGGUAGUUACCCCAACUCGAAAAUCUGCACGACAGCAAAAACAGGAAGUACACAUGUAUGAUACACAGGCCAACAUCAAUACAGACCCUGUAACCCCUACCCGCCGCUCAUCAAGAAAGCUUAAAGAGCCUGUGCAGAAAAUAGAAUUUGAGGAGAUGGGUUCUGGAGGCCCUCUAACACUCCCACACCAAGAAAGUGCCAAGGCUGCUGAUUCUUCCUCACAGGAACCAACAACACCUACAAGGCGCGGCCGUUCUAAGAAAAAGCCUGAUCCUCUAAUCGACUCUACCUCACAGGAGCCGACAACACCUACAAGGCGCGGCCGUUCUAGAACACAGUCUACCGCAGUUGUUGAUUCCAAGUCUCAGGAGUCAACCACACCCACAAGAAAAAGUCGUCAAGGUUCUCUUCAAGUUGAGGACAACACAAUGCCUACUCCACAGGAACCAACUACACCCACAAGGCGUGGUCGUUCCAAGGUUCAGCCAACCUCAGAUGUGAAAUCUGAGGACUCAACUAUACUUCAGAAGGCUAUUACACCAACUAGACAGACAAGGCAGUCUAGACUCUCCGCAACUAUUCCUGAAACUGUCCCCUCCCCACAGGAACCUACAACACCUACAAGACGGAGUCGGCGCGGCACAAUCACCGAUACUUCAGCUUCUCUGGAACCUACAACGCCCACAAGGCGGGGUCGAACAAAGGCUGGGGACAGCACCUUACACCAGGAAGAGUCAGUUCUGAAAACACCAACCUGCCAAUCAACUGUCACCACCAAGACUGAAGAAUUUGUGGCAGCAAGCUCAUUCACAUUUGCCGAACCUGUAUUAAUGGACUUCAAACAGGAUGAAGAAGUGAAGCCAUCAACACCAUUAAAAUCCUUUAUAUUCUCACCACCAAUUACACGAUCACGGGAGAGCUUCUACAGGUUGCAGGCUGCAAGGAAACGUAGCAGUCGGGAGCUGGAGCUGAAGUCCGAAACAGAAACCAUGACCCCAUCUUCAAUCCUGCUUCCUCCUCCACCAGAAGUCGCACCACCACCCCAACCUGUCCCUGUAAAGAAAGAGAAAAAGGCCACUAGGAAAACAAAGAAGAAAGUUGUUGAGGAAGAGACGAUUGUGUUAGUGAGUCCUAUCAAGGAGGAGAACGAUCGACCAGCUAGGAGAAUGGUGACACGUCAACGAGCAAAGAAAGAGGAUGUUGUUCCCACUAAGACGCUCCGUGGAUCAGAACCUGGUAAGGCUUCUCGCCUGAGGUCAAAGAGAAAGCCAGUCAAACUGUGAUUUACAAACUCCACAAUAUUAUAUGGUAUAGGGAACUAAGGCACUCCAAGGAACUUAACCCGUCGAGGAAUCAAGGUGGAGUUUCAGGAGAAAGCUGAUUAAACUACAAUUUACAAAUUGUGCGGUAUUAUGUGGUUUAGAGCGCUGGAAUCAAAGGAUCUGUGUUCAUAAACAAACCCUGUUAACUAUUGUACAGACCAUGUGAUGGGUUACAGUCCUUGUCAUGUGUUUGCAUUACUGCCAAACGUUGCUAGGAAUUGUCCCUGAGACACAAUAGCCACUGUUUAUACAGGAACGGUGCCAGAUAUGUGAUCAUAGACUCUGUAACAUUUUCUCUGUGAAUUGUGCAAUAGAUUCCAAAAUUGAUGAAUGAAUUGCUCAAGAAAAAUUACCCAUAAGGAGGCUGAUUUUGAUGUGUGUGUAUUUCUCCAACUUUAUCAUGGAAAUUUACAUAAGACAAAAGAUUUGGAUUUAUACCACAGAAUACAUGCAUUGUCUACAAAUUUUAAUUUUUUGUUCGAAAUCUUGUUUUCUUUUUGCAUUGCUUCUUCAGGAUAUACAUCAUCUGCAAAAUUUAACCACACAAUCCUGUUACUAUUGUAAUAGUAUUAUAAAUUCAAUCAUACAUUUUAAGUGUUGGCAUGCAAAACCUGAAGGCAUUUUUUGUAAAGUGGUAACAUAAGAAAUAAAUUGGUUUAUGUAAAAAAAAAAAUUACGUGUCUUUUAUUGAUCAAUGGAAAUUGGAUUAUUGACUUCAUAACAUUACCAUUUAUUUGAUGAAAUACAGUGGACUGAUGAUAAUCUGGACAGUGAUAGUCCUGAGAACUCCCAAUUCAGAUGGACAUGUUAGGGAUUUCUAUACCAUUAAUUGUACUCACCUGUCAGGAAAUUUUAAUUUCAGUUCAAUUUUGCCUGGAAAUAAAGAUAUCUGAAUUAUCGAGGUCCACUGUACUUCUUCAUGCCUUGCACAUUAUGGGAGUUGGUUUAGAACUCA